This is a messenger RNA of Leucoraja erinaceus (little skate), 6459 nucleotides long. Its product is annotated as AN1-type zinc finger protein 5-like. Lineage: Eukaryota; Metazoa; Chordata; Chondrichthyes; Rajiformes; Rajidae. The record is from RefSeq and is a predicted model, not a curated record. The transcript is spliced from 6 exons. Gene Ontology annotation, molecular function: zinc ion binding; DNA binding. The coding region runs from base 145 to 876 and encodes 243 amino acids.
GGGGGGGGGGGGGGGAGAGAGAGAGAGCCCGGACGCGGAGAACAAUCAGUGUCAGCGGCCGACAGACCGACCGACGGAGACGCGGAGCAGCCGCGGCGGCGCCGGGCCUCAACUCCAGAUUGCACGGUGUGUGUAUAAGACACGAUGGCCCAGGAAACGAAUCAGACGCAGGUCCCCAUGCUGUGUACCACAGGCUGUGGUUUCUAUGGUAAUCCAAGAACUAAUGGAAUGUGCUCAGUUUGCUACAAAGAAUAUCUGCAGAGACAGCAGAACGGUGGCAGGAUAAGCCCACCAGGUAAGUCGGGAAGCUUCGGUGUGGAACACGUGAAAAACCUUUACAAAUGGAUUGGGGAAGCCAUCUACUUUUCUGGUUUCCUGUUGUGCAAUUCUGCAGCUACUGGGGCAAGUAGUAACAGCAGCUCGAGUACCGAGUCAAUCCCGGUUCAGUGUACGGAAGGAAACCCUGACAUGUCUGCAGAUAUCUCCAUGAAUGGCACCUCUGCCAAAACUAGCACUCCGGUAACACAGCAGAUGACAGCGAUGAGCAUCUCCCAAGAUGAAUCAAGCCUUGACAGUGAGGGAACUCUAAAAUUGGAAGUCAUUACAGCAUCAGCUGCUGUGAACUUAGAAACUACAGAAAGUUCCACAAACGGAGAGAAAGCUCCAGAAAAAACAAAACCCAAGAAGAACAGAUGCUUCACCUGCAGGAAGAAGGUUGGAUUGACUGGAUUUGAUUGCAGAUGUGGAAACCUUUUCUGUGGACUUCACCGCUACUCAGACAAACACAGCUGUCCUUAUGAUUACAAGGCUGAAGCAGCAGAGAAGAUCAGGAAAGAGAAUCCCAUUGUGGUGGCUGAAAAAAUUCAGAAAUUAUGAACUGCAAUAUUGUAGCAAGACUUUCAUGUGGGAAAAUCCAACAUGGUAUCAAGAGCCCAGCUUAAUACAAAACCUGUUUGUGUGCAAACGGAUAGGCAUGAGAUUGGCAGAUGGUUUAGUCAAUGGCUUCCUGCUGAUGGAAAUUUGCCCUGUGGUACAAUGAAGAAACUAUAUUAUCAAGUAUGGAAAGUUAAAGCAGCCAAGGAACAAGGUGAACUGUACCACACAUGCAGUCCCUUUUUCAGCAGCGGGCUUUUGACUGUGCCUUCUGUCUUAUUAAUCUACUGAGAUCAAGUCUGCAGGGAACCAGGCCACUGUACCCAUUUAUGUGCCUGUAGGUACUUGUGCCCCUUUGCAGAACCCUGAGUAAUGACCUCAUUUGGCUUACUUCUUUAAUGAGCUAUGAACUUAUUCUUUGUGUGUUGGAUCUAGGUGAUUAUAUACCUUUUUUCCCCUCAGGUAAUUACCGAUGUAUAGCAGGGAUCUGGCGUUGUCCAGUACUCUACAGACUGAAAGAUGGACUUAGAAGUUGCCAUGGUACACAAGAGAAGAGAAGAUGCUGAAAUCAAUCUAAUAAACUGAUUAAAAUUAAUUUUCAGAGUUAAAUGAAAAAGACAACAGUCAUACACUAUCCUGUGUAUCAUGGCUGCUUUCUGAGCUAAAAAGGUUAAUUCAUGCAGGUAAGUAUAGAUAUUAUUCAUGGCACAAUUACUAAAGUAUUUUUUUAUGGGUGGGCAAACAGGAGGUUAGCCAAAAGAGUCUUUACCCAGACAAAUUAGAGGGACAGUAUCUCAUUUCAGUAAGUUUGCUGUCGGAUUUACAGUGAUGGAUUAUACCAAAAGACCCCAAUCUAUUUUUAAUGUCCGCCAUAUUUAUGGAAAUCUCCACAGCAUGGCAUUAAAAGGAAACAAAAAGAAUCUACGUCUGGCAAAUGACUUGGGUUUUCUUUGCAGUAUUAUUGCCUUUAUUGAAUUUUUGAAAGAAAAAUAUUGGGUUUGUGGCAUCCAGAUUAGUUUUGAGCCAAAAAGUGAUUGUGUUUAAAAAUGGAUGUGAGACUGGUCUGGGCGUGGUCCGGUUCACUGCACACUUCAAGCUGAGCUACAUGCAAAUAAAUUGCAGUGUUGCAGUCUUUGACCAUUUUUUUCCCUUCCUUUUUAAUAGCUAAUUACAGCUUUGAUAGUUACUCACUUUGUAACAAUGUACAGUUUAAACUUGUAAAUUGGAAAGGGAUGAUGACUGAAUGCUUUGGGUGCCAGUUGUGUGCUUGUUUUUCUUCUAUAUAAUUUUCUUCCUGUAAUGAAAGUAUGAUAUAAAAUGAUAAUAUAUUGUAGUUUGCUUGAAUUGUGUGUUUCCGGUCAUAUUAGUUUAGUUUUGGAUUUCUGAAGUUUCAACCAGACGCGUGCACAUGCUCCAACUGUAGCCUUUCACUGUGUAUGACACCUAACCAAGCAACCCAUCUCUCUCUCUCCGCAUUGCUGUUAAACAUUAUUCUUUCUUGGCCCACACACAAAUUAUAGUGGAAAUAAAUUGAAAUGCUGACCCGAUCACCACAAUGUUUUAUGAUCAUAUCCAAUGAAAAGCAUGUUGAGAAUACGAGCGGGUCAGGUUCACGGUGUACGCUUAAAAAGAAAAGUACCUUCUCCUGAAGUGUUCAUAAUCAAUGCAAUCUAAGAUAUUAGGAACAAUACAUGGUAAAUGGGGGAGAGAAACAAUGAACAAAGAAGCAUUGUUGUGUACACAGAUAAUUCUAUGUCCAAAUUAGGACCGAGAUGAUUUAGUAGAAUGUACGUCCAUUUUAAGCUUUGCACGCUGUGUUUCUAACAAUUUCUGGGAGUAAUUUUUCCUCAAAUUUGUGUGCUUUGGUCUAUUCCCUCCUUUGCAAAUCCUGAGACUAAUGUGAAUUUUAAUGGAAUCAAAUGCAUAAUUUCUAUUUUGUUGGCCUUUGUGCUGGAUUUUCAUUGCAUAUCAGAGGAAUGCAAAUUCAAAUGUUAUAUUUGAAUAGACACCAGCAAUAUUAGUAGGUGAAACACUUAAUUUUGAAAAUAUACAGCUCCGUUGCAAUUGAAACAUGUACUCCUAUCAAAAUGACAAAUUUUAAACUGCCAAAAUGCAGCAAAUUAAAAAAAAAGUUGCUUCUUACAAAGUUGGUUAAUGUUAAAUGUGCAUUACAUCAGAUCAGUAUUGCCCCUUCUCCCAACAUGCCCCAAACUUUACCAACAGCCUGUCUAGUAGCAUGGACUUUUUUUUCUUUAAAAAAAACCACUGUUGUCGUCAGCUAAGACUUAUUUUGCAGUUUUACUUGUGUUGAAAAUUAAGUACAAGUUACAUUGUACCUCGACUUGUGGGAAAUUUACAUAUCCAGCAAGUUUGUAAAAGAAUUAUGAAGAAGGAAUAUCUCAAUGUUCAUUUUGAGAUGACAGCAGAAUAUCACGCCAGUCCUACUCCACAAAGAAUGAAGUUUGCAGAUCAGCCACCAUGUUUAACUAUUAUCCAAACCUUAUUCUUUCAAAUUAAUGAUUUGCUUUGAUGAAUGAAGAGACUUGGUUUCUGUUGAAGCAGUCUUUAAUUUUGCUGCUUUUAAACUUGUAUGAACAGUUUUCCCGUUGUACUGUGUAGUCAUAAAUUAUCUCCGUAAAAUUUGUUGUUUCAUUAUGCACUAGCUGUGGAUGGAAGUAAUCGAAUGCACUGUUAGGUUAUUGAUAAAUUUUGAUUUCAAAAUUACUUUUUUUACUUAGAAUAUUUUUAAUUGGAUCUGCCAUUUAAGGUCUUGUUUAGACUGUUAAAGUGUUGCUAGUUCACAAACCCAUGUAAACCCAUAAAAUGAAUUUUGGUUCUUCAAAGUAAUUGUGUAGUUAACAAUACUCAAUACUCUGAGUAAGGUGCCAUUCAAGAAUAAAACUUCCAUUUACAGUCUACCGUUAAUGCUGUUUUUGCUUGAAGAAUUACCCAGUAAUUAAACAUUUCAAUAAUACAGUGCAAGAUUUUAUUUAACAGGAUUUCAGUUUGACUUCACAAAUUUUGAAAUGCCCUAUCCCGUAGCAUUUUGCUACAUUCUAAAAACAACUCAAUGCGCUUGGUUAUUAAAAACAUUUUGAGCUAAUUGCCCUACCCUGACCACUUGGUUGGAUCUACAAUUAUUUCUUUCCUUGCAAAGGUUGUCUGGUGGUUAUGUAGAAUUCUAACAUGGGAAAAGCUUCCUAGUUGUCAUUGGAAACACUAUGGAAAAUUUUAGCAUCCACCAAAACUGGAGACUGCCCGAUGGGAUCUCUAUUUCGUCACUUUAAAGAAUCGCAAUUCUGGCACCAUAGCCUGAGAUACGAGACCGCAGAUGCUGCAGGCUAGAGCAACUGACAAAUCGCUGGAGCAACUCGGCAGGUUGGGCAGCAUCCGUGGAGACAAAUGGACUGUCACUGUUUCAGGUUUAGACUAUUCAUCUGGACAGAUAAUUAAUUUUGUAUUGUAUCUCGACAGAUGAAGGAUCCCAAUGCAAAAUAUUAACUGCCCAUUUCUUCUACAGAUGCUACCUUACCUGCUGAGUUCCUCCAUGAGUUUGUGUUUUGCUCCAGUACUGCAUGGUUCCAUGGAAUGCGUUCCAGGUCUGGAGUGAGUGAACACAUUGAACGCUUACAAUUGUUCUUGUUUCACAAAUGUUGCCCAUCUUUAGAAAUGUCCUUGCUUGGAUCGAAUCGGAUUCCUACGUCUGUCGCACAUUAAGACUAAAACUGAGAUACAAUUAGAGUUCCGCAGGCUAGGUAACAUGAAUUGGCAAAACUGUUAAAUGAAAGUACACUUUAGCUUUUAAAAGAUAAACACUAGUAAUAUUGGUAUGUCCUGUUUCAAGUUUUUUAUGCACUUCGAAUAUUAUGUGUCCUAGCAUUUAUUAUGCUUUUAAUGUUCAUUUAACUUGUGGCAUUUCUUUGCAAACCUUUUCACAAAGAUCUGCACUGUUUUUGCAUCAUUUUUUUUGUGGUUGAUCUAAUAAAUGCUAAUGGAUAGUAUGUUAUUGGCAUUUUUUAAAGAGACCUGACAAAUUAAUUUUUACUUGGAUAUACCUUGCCUUUCACAGUUAAUGAUGGUGUUCAUAAUUUAACAUCACAUCCAUUGGAAAGUAUGUUGUGCCUUCAAAGUGAAUGCUACUAUGCUAUAUCCAUCAAGCCACCAUCUAGCUCCCUCCUCAUUCCUUGGCCAUUCACUGUGUGGAGGCAGGAAAUAGUUUUUGGUGACUUGUCACAAUUUCACCUGCCUCUUGAAAAUUUAAUGGGAAUAGCCAGGUGUUGCAAGUACAUUGGAAAUUUCUCCUAUAUCCUCGUGGAUAAUAACAGUCAAAAGGAGCAUGUUUAUUGUGGUUAUUAAAUUUCCCAGGCGAGCAAUUAUAUCCCAGAGAAAUUUGAUCUCAAUGGACACUUGUUUUCUAAGUGCAACAACUUCUAUCUUCCGUUUGCUGAAUGCUGAUUUGGAUUUGCAUUUGUAAGAUGACGCAUGUGCCUAUGCAUUUGAUAAGGACCACUGGACAAUAUUGCAUUACUGAAAUUAUUUUGGAGUUGUAUGAAAAUGACAAAGUAUGCAAUGGUAUUUGAAAGUAAAGUACAAUUGAUGAUUUUAAUAUCUAGUGUGGCACAAAUAUUUUUGACAGAAGUAAUGGUCCUAAUUUUGACAUUUGAACAAAAUAUUGUCGUCCAGUAAAUCUCCCUCUGACAGAUUCUGGUGGCAUAGUGAGACAUUACCCUUUCUAUACUGCUGAUUCCUGUAUAAUACAUAAUCUAAACUGAAAUAUUUGAUGAUCUAAUGAUGAUUGUCUAUUUUGAUAUUCACAGUUUGAAAGAUGCCUGUUUUCCUAAGUAUGUAGUUUCCAACAGGCAUGGUUCACCUUUGUGUGUUGAUACACCAUGGUUGAACUUCUCUUUUCUUAAAAAGAAACAUUAUUCUAGAUAUCUUUUAUUGUUGGUUAGGCUUGAGAAUAUAAAUUUUCACAUGUAUUAAUUAACCACGUGUUCUGCAUAGCUACCAGGAAAUUUUGGAAAAUGUAAGAAUUUUUCAUCGUUAUUCUUGCUUUUUCUGUGAAAUACCUCAUUUUGGUUUGGCUAACUUUGCCUAGAACUGUACAAUCCUUAAAUCCAUACAUACCCUGAGAUGUGACAGAAUUAUCAAUGUUUAACCUUCCUACCGGCGUGGAUCUUUCAGCUGCUUAACAUUUGAGCUUGUGAUGAUUGAAUCCAAAGGCAUCUUCACUGUAAACUGACAAGACUGGUUUCCGAGUGGAAUUUAUUUUCUAAUUCAAAACUAAAUAACGUAGAUAGUUUAAUGGUCAUUUACUGAGUUAUUUUGCAAGUGACCCUCUGCUACAUACUAUUUUCAAUGUUUUUUUUUUUGCCCAGCGAAAUGCAAGCUUCUGGUUUAUCUUAGUGCAUGCACUUCAUUUACUUUGGUUAUAUUUUACAGUAUAUUGACUGUUUAUUGUACAUUGUCACUAAAAACCCCAGGUUUUUGAAUUUGUACAGAGCACACUGUUAUAUUCAAGUUAAUACUUGAUUUAGCUUGUGUUUGGGAAAUGUUGUAAUGUGUAAAUAAACUGUUGUACAGAUA